AAGGAAACAGGGGGGUAACCCGAAUUCCAACACGUAAUCUGCGCUACUAACGCGUGGGCAUACGAUCAUAUAAUGCGCUGGGAUAGAUAUAAGGAUAACUACGCCGCAAGCCUCGUUGAUUCUGGUGAAAACUGAUCCUCUACAUCCCCUCCGUAGGGCUAGUAAACACACCACCCCUUGCGCCUCAUCAAGCCUAUCGCUAUGGCCGCCUCGGUCACUGAAGCAGCCCCCGUCGGCCAAACCCAGGAUAUCGAGAAGAAAGUUUCGGGCGAUGACAAUAUCAAGGAACUUGGUGAUAACGCCGACGUUGAAGGAAGCUCGGUCCACAAACAAGAUGGUGUUAAGCGGGUUGAAGCAAUUACAACGGUCUGGUCUAAGGACUUGCUGAUUGUCAUGUUUAUCCUGCUCUACCUCGUGACUUUUGUUGAUAUGCUGUUACAAUCCGUCCAGUCCAACCUCGUACCUUACAUUACAUCGUCUUUCAACCAGCACGGUUUAUUGGCGACCACCGGCAUAGUGGCGACCAUUAUCGGCGGUGUGUGCAAACUAACCAUCGCAAAAAUUAUCGAUAUUUGGGGCCGAUGUGAAGGUUUCAUCUUCAUGGUUGUGCUAGUCGUUAUCGGCAUGAUAAUGAAAGCGACCUGCGUCAACGUCGAGAUGUACGCCGCCGCCCAUACGCUCUAUUGGGUUGGACAUCUAGGCAUGCAAUACAUCAUCGAUAUAAUCCUUGCAGAUACCACGACGCUCCAGAACCGAAUGAUUAUGUACGGUAUCAACUCGACGCCCACGAUCGCUACCACAUUCGCUGGUCCUAAGAUUGCCGACCUUUUCUAUACCAACGUCAACUUCCGAUGGGCUUUUGGUGCAUUUACCAUUAUCUUGGUGGUAUUCUGUCUUCCAGUUGCUAUAAUUUUCAUCCUUAGCAAACGCAAGGCCGUCAAAAUGGGUGUUUAUCCCAAGAGGGUCCAAACCCGAACCGUGUUUGAAUCUGUGAAAUAUUAUCUUAUCGAAUUUGAUGUUAUUGGAAUGUUCCUUACUAUUUUCGGAUGGUCGUUAUUACUAUUGCCAUUUAGCAUAGUGACAUACGCUCCUCAUGGGUGGAAGACCGGAUACAUCAUAGCUAUGAUCGUGCUCGGCGUGGUGCUAUUGGCUGCUUUCGCCGUCUGGGAGAGGUUUUUUGCUCCCGUCGCGUAUUUCCCCUUUAAAUUCCUCAAGGACCGGACUAUUCUUGCGGCUUGCGUUCUGUACGGCACAAUGUUUUUAUCAAUUUACUGUUGGGAUGGUUACUACAGUUCGUACCUACAAGUUGUUCACGAUGAAAGUAUCACUAUUUCUGGUUAUGUAUUGAACUCCUUCUCUCUUACGUCCUCGUUCAUUGGUCCGUUCGUUGGCCUUGUUAUCCGACAAACAGGUAACUACAAGUGGACCGCGAUUGCUGGAAUUCCGUUCUGUGUCCUUGGCACCGUCCUACUGAUCCACUUCCGUACCCCCGAGUCGUAUGUCGGUUAUCUUGUCAUGUGCCAGAUCUUCAAUGGUGUUUCCAGUGGAAUCUGGGUUCUAGCAGCGCAACUUGCCAUAAUGGCAUCUGUCACACAUCAAGAAAUCGCUGUCGCGAUGGCCAUAUUUGGCCUCUUUGGAUCCAUUGGCGCCGCGAUAGGUCUUGCUAUCGCCGGUGCGCUCUGGAACAAUAUCCUCCCCCAGAAGCUGCGCGAGUUCCUACCAGAAGACAGCAAGGGUCUAGUGUCCAAGAUAUUCGGCAAUAUCAAUGUUCAAAAGUCGUACCCCAUAGGAAGCCCUAUUCGCAACGCGAUCAUCGCAGCUCUCGGAGAUGUGCAGAGGAAAAUGGUCAUUGCGGGAUCGGCGUUUAUUCCUAUCUGCGUUAUUUGCCUCUUACUUUGGAAGAACAUUAAUGUUGUGAAGCUGGAGCAAACGCGCGGAAAGCAGACCAAGGGAAAUGUGUGGUAGGCCUUGAAUCGAUGACCAGGGUUAGUUGGAACGAUCUGAAGUUGAAAUGAAGGAAACGAUUUAUGAUAUCUUAACCUCUACUACCUGGAUACUACGAAGAUACAGUUAAUCCCCAAAGAAACCAUCGGAUUUAAUUAAUUGUGAGACAUUACGUCAUUAAUAUCUUUGCUUGGGAUGACAUAAGGGUCCGUCCCCUCCUGGGAUUUUUUGUUCAGCAUCCUUUUUUCUCAACCAAAUUACCGUCGAGUUCCUUUUUCAACCAUGGCCAGGAUGACGAACGUGUAUCUCCAUAGGAAAAGCCCCGAGGCGUAUAAUAGCGUAAAGGAA
Messenger RNA from Hypoxylon trugodes, 2292 nucleotides. RefSeq names its product MFS general substrate transporter. The coding region runs from base 202 to 1965 and encodes 587 amino acids. NCBI's taxonomy places the organism in Eukaryota, Fungi, Ascomycota, Sordariomycetes, Xylariales, Hypoxylaceae. Gene Ontology annotation, biological process: transmembrane transport. Gene Ontology annotation, molecular function: transmembrane transporter activity. The record is from RefSeq and is a predicted model, not a curated record. The transcript has 5 exons.